Messenger RNA from Vicia villosa (hairy vetch), 1079 nucleotides. RefSeq lists its product as uncharacterized. The transcript has 6 exons. Gene Ontology annotation, molecular function: RNA binding. NCBI's taxonomy places the organism in Eukaryota, Viridiplantae, Streptophyta, Magnoliopsida, Fabales, Fabaceae. Bases 315 to 788 code for a protein of 157 amino acids. The record is from RefSeq and is a predicted model, not a curated record.
AGAUGGUUAAGAUGUAUUCUUGCUUUUCUUUGUUUUUCUAUUGUAUUCCAUUUUCCUUGCACUAGAUACACACGCAGAAGAGAAAAGAGAGAAAGAAAACAAAACCCUAAAUAGUUUGAUUUGCAUCGUUUACCUACAAUCAGCACUUCAAUUGUUCAAUAAGGAAAACCUGAAGUUGUUGUCAAGUCCUUGCAUCUUGAGGGCUUGUAAUUCAAAAUUGAGUAAUGCCUCUUUUGUUGGCUAAGUGAUCAUUGGCGGUGCACGUUUGAUGCUUGGGUGUUUUGGUUGAAGUUUCAAUCGCCUUAUUUGCUGCCAUGGAUCCUAAAGCUUCAAUUGAUGAUAACGGUGACAAUAGACUCUACAUUGGCAAUCUUGAUCUCAGAAUUACAGAAGCUGCUCUACUCAAAAUGUUUUCUCCUUACGGAAAGAUUGUGUCGGAGGACUUCUUGUGGCACACUCGAGGUCCAAAACGUGGGGAACCACGCGGUUUCGCUUUUCUACAAUAUAGCACAAAAGAGGAAGCAAUAUUGGCCAAGGAGAAAAUGCACGGACGGUUAGCUUGUGGCCGGCCAUUAGUGGUCCGCCUAGCAAGUGAGAGGUAUGCUAUGGAAGUAGCAGAUAGCUCUACAAAACCAGUAGGCGAAGGGCACAAGUUGCAUCUCACUGGUGGCGGCAUGGGACAAUCAAGCCGUGGUGCGAAAAUUGCUGCAAUAAAGAACAAGUUGAAGUCUUUAGAGGAAGAUAAUUCUAGGAACAAGAAACAAAAGCAGAGUGAUAAUAUAUCUUGAUUAAAAAAUUUUGUAACACUAUUACAAUAUCUUUCAUUUAAAUUUUUUGUUCCAAUUUAGAUAUGAAGCCAAAAUUAUACCAAUUUGUGGUGGAAACUGGAAUCUUAAUUCUAAAUGGAAUGGAGUGUUGUUUUUCUUAGUGUGCACAUAUAGAAAGUGUUUAGUUGAGCUUAGAAAUCAGUGUAAUGGUUUUUAUUUUGGACCUGGUAAAAGUAAGAAAUUGAUUGAGUUUUGAUUAGUCCUAAUAAAAAAUGAUAUGAAUAUGAAUCACAAUCUAAUUAUUUUCGGAGA